This is a messenger RNA of Diprion similis, 3798 nucleotides long. RefSeq names its product nucleolar protein dao-5 (gene stum). The record is from RefSeq and is a predicted model, not a curated record. Lineage: Eukaryota; Metazoa; Arthropoda; Insecta; Hymenoptera; Diprionidae. Gene Ontology annotation, cellular component: sensory dendrite. Bases 305 to 3256 code for a protein of 983 amino acids. The transcript has 9 exons. Gene Ontology annotation, biological process: taxis; sensory perception of mechanical stimulus; proprioception.
GUUAAACUUUCUCUCCACGCACGCGUGCAGGAAGAAGCCUGGCCGAAGGGAUAAUGAGCUGGUCUUGGUCAGCGGAGUUAUUAAGGCCUAUGGAGGCUGAUCCGGACGCACUCGACCGUUCAUCGUCGCGGCGGUCACCCCGGCUAUGAGAGCGUGAAUGUCAUGCCUUGCGGAUCUGGUCUUGUCAGCGUGACUUUGCCUGCAGAAGGAUCAGCUCGACUCCUUCCGCGGAAGAGCUACACAGCCUUCGGUGAGACGUUUUUUCCUGGAGACAAGAGGCGAGAGGUGAUAACAGCAGACAGCGAUGAGGCGGACGGAAGGUGAUGCCAUGCGGACCGCGCCACCCUUCCGGGUCCUUGGGGACGGGGGCGAAGUCUUCAGGGUUGCCUCACCGCCUCCGGCACUGGCUCCGGAACCCUACAAGGUCGCGGCAUCCUCGAUGUCGACGAACAGGGCGCGCAGAAGGUCCAGCUUCGUCAUAAUCGCGGAGGCGAGACCUGCGACUCCGACCUCCAGGAGCCCUUCGCCCGGCCUCGCAUCCGGCAGAGCCUCGCCCUUCAGGGGGCGCGGAUUUAAGGGCCCGUUACCCCACGCGCAGUCAAGACCGCAGACCCCGGAGGCCAAGGACACGCGGCGUCCUAGUCGGCCAGAUCGGCGAAUGUCGGCGUCGCAGCAAAAUAGCCCAAAACGCAGCCUGAUCCCGCAGCCUGCGCGACGUCGUUCCGUGUCAUUGACGAAGACGGAGAACGUUCGAGGGUCUCCGAAGUAUGGACGCCGAGCUGGUACGUCGACGACGGCAAAAAACUACUUGGAGGUGACGCCGACGACGGCGGGUCGUCGAGGAUCACUGAGAGUGCCGGGUCUCUCUCCGAUCCAGGGAACGCCGACGAAGCCGCCGGAGAGAAGGAGCCAGCAGAACAUCGGCGGGAAGAAAUCGUCACCGGUGAAAUCGCGGCGGAAUUCGGUGGCGCCACCGGCGAAGAGUGGCGUCAAAGUGACGCCGACGACGCGAUCGAAGCCGCCGAGCAAACCGACGAAGAGUAAACCGCAACCGGAUACUUCACCGUCGAAGAUUCCCUUAAAAAAGAACUCAAUCUUGGUAGCUAAGAGCCCACAAAAGGCGCCUCAAAUGUCCCAAAGCUCGCGGCGAGGCUCGCUGGCCAAACUUGGAGUCCCGAAGCCCGUCGAAAAAGGGGAUAAAACGUCGCGGGAAAAACCGGUGGAGCCAAAACCAGAGGUAGAAAAGCCCGCGAAAAUGAAUGAAAAGAAGGCGACUUCAGCGGCUGAAAACGCUGCCGGAAAUACCGGCGAGAAUGUGGUGGAUUCUGUGAAACAGUCUGAUUCCAAGGACGAAGAGCCGAGCCUUAUUGAACUGCUUAAACAGUCCUCAGGGGCCAGUGGAACCUCCAGCGUCGUAAAUACGACAACCGUCACCGCAGUUCAACCUCUCCAGAUCGACGCAGCGGCGCUGCUAGACGGUGAGGCCGUCAAAGCUUUGGAAAAGGAGCCUGAAGUGAAGCGCCGCAACCCAGACAGUGGAAGAAAAGCUCCAGCCGCUAGGCCCACCGCCAUAAGCGUUCCGCCCUCCACUGUGCUCCCGAAAAUCAAUGGGGCCCAAAAAACACCCACUGGAAUGACGAAGCCUGAUGCUGGGACUGAUUCUCCGCCUCGUGAGGGAAAAAAUGAGACCCCGAAGAACCUGCAUCAGAUUAUCGACAAGCCCAAUGGUCACAGUGUCGAUGGAAAUAAGACGCAUAAUGGAGGCGGUAAAAAUGCCAAUGUAGAACACAGGGAGGUGAUCUUGACACCGGAUAUGAACCGUGGACGACACCCUAUGGGCAGUGCUCAGAACCGCGUCAACGCUGAUGUGAAAGGGACCAAGGAGAAUGUUGACUCUACUGUGGACUCGUCUGCAGGAGAAGAUCUCCACGCCGGGUCUAAGACCGGUAGUGUCAAGGGCUCGGACGGAAGUGUUAUAAGUUCGGCGCGGACAGUUAAGAGUGACGGUAUAAGAGGAGCGAUGGAUGUGUCAGGAAGUGUGGGAAGUAACGGUUCAAGUGUGGUUGUUAAUAAUCAGGGUAGUGCGAUUAGACGAUCGGAGGACAUUCACGGAAUGAUGGGCAGUGCGGUGUCGCUCAAGUCGACCGCGGGUUUGUCGACCGGUUCAACGGACACUGGCGUAAGCGUGAAUACGAUACGCGGGGUGUCUUCCGCGAGGGAAAAACGUGGCAUGCACAUGGUGAAGCAGCCCCAGGGUAUAGAGACUCUGAGCGGAAACGUGGUUCACCUGGAGCAGAACGGAGAACCCAUGCUGCCAGGUGCCAGGACCUCAGAUCCGAAGAGAAAGGACCAGGAUCAAGACCUGCACGGUGCCCCCGACGAACCUGUGAGCCGUUUUAAAAGGAUCUUUGACCGCUGCUGCGGGUGCUGUAAGUGCAAGUGCAACUGUUCCGGUCUUCGAAGAAGCAUGAGGUGUCUCGCCUGCCGAAGAGGCUUCAAGCCUCAGGUGAACCAACCCUCGAUGUUCCAGGGGACCAAUUCCAGUCCACCGACGGGCUGUUUGUCCAAAAUGAAAGCUUCGAGCAGGUGUUGCCGUCUGCCCGAAUGGAAGGGAUGUUCUCGAGGAAGCCGCGUCGCUCCGGCAGAGGAUGCAGGCUGUUGUCCGCCCGAAAGAAGGUGCGGAGCAGUAUUCAGAAGACUCUGCAACCGCUGUUCCUGCAAGCGCCAAGACGCCACCCAACAGACGAGGAGUCUUCAGGCCAAGCAGAGCCUUACCAGUGUCACCGCUCCGGUUCUUCCGGAGGAACCGAAGAGUAAGAUACCGGAAGUGCUGGUCGAGCACAACGCGAUAAUGCGAGGAGCGAUUCCCUGUCUUCCAAUCCCAUUGGCCUGGUUUUGCCUCGUGUGCAAUGUUCUGAUACCAGGAACAGGCACCUUUUGGAGUGGAUUAUUCAAUCUGUGCGUGGGACAGCCGAGGUUCUCCACUGUGGCCAGUCCGAGAGCAAGAUUCGGUGCAUUUUUGGUGAAUACAGUAGUCGGCGUGGGCCAAUUGUUUACUGUGUUAUUCUGCCUCGUUGGAUGGGGAUGGAGCAUCUGGUGGGGAGUCAUGAUGGUGCGAUUGGCCAGAAAGUACAAGCGGUUCCGAGAUUCGGAAGCUGCUAACAACGACGUCGAAGCUCAGGGAGGUACCGACGUGUCGACGCUUCCCCCGGGAGUUCCAAGUCAGGCAUUACGGGGUAUCGAGAGGGCACGUUGAGUCGAUAUUUUGGUAGUAAAAUUUUUUACCGCCUGUAACAAUUACUUCGUACUUUGUAUCAUAAUAAACAUAAAGAAACAUACGUCAAACGGGCACAUACACUGUAUGCAAUAUUGUACUAUGAAAUUUGUUACUAUAUCUAAGACUUGUAACAAUGUAAAUUACAAAAGGAAGGAUUAUCUCAAAAUAAUUAUACGGUGGAAGCUACCCGACCUGACCAUGUACAAAGUAUUUCCAUUUUUUUUUCCUUCGAUUUUUCAUUAUUUUAUACAAUAUGUCAAGUUGUAUACUGACCCUGUAUUUGUACAUAUAUCUGUGCAGUCAGUGAUACUUCACAUGCAUAACCCACACUCUAAAUUAGCAUGUCAUGUUAUACGUACAGAAACACUUUUUUUACACGUUUAUUAUACAUAGUUAUAAUGAUAACAAUAACAAUAAGAAUGAAAGAAUGUCUGUAAUCGAAAAGCAAACAUAUCCCAUUGUUAUACAGAAGUAAUUACAAUUAACGACACAUCGAUUAGACUUUACUUAUGUACGAUAUA